GGACGUAAACAUUUAUUGCUCCGUUUAGCAGUGGUGAUUCAUUUUUUAUUCAGUGAAAGAUACAGUUCAGAGCACAGGUCUGAGAAAAUUGAAAGCCAAAGCCAUCAUCGGACGCCAUCUUCGCCAAACGCCGCCGCCCGUUCUGCAUCGACGAAGCUCGCUCAUUUUCGACGUAAUCACAUUCUACGAAACCGACGUAUAUCAGCGCAACGUCGACAACUACGCAAGGCACGCCACGCACACUCGUCGAUUGAAAAGUUUGAACAGUAAAAAUGAGCGAAGACAAGGGCACUAGGGUCUACGUCGGCAACCUCACCGAAAAAGUGCAGAAGGAAGAUCUCGAGGGAGAAUUCACCAAGUACGGUAAAUUGAACUCUGUUUGGGUAGCUUUCAAUCCCCCAGGUUUUGCGUUCAUUGAAUUCGAAAACAAAGAGGAAGCCGAGUCGGCAUGCGACAACUUGAACGGCCAGGAUAUCCUCGGUUCCAAGCUACGUGUGGAGAUCUCCAAGGGCCGUCGUAAUUCCCGUGGAGGCUCACGUGGUUUCCGUGGUCCACCAGACCGUUCAGGCAGUAGCGGCGGUUUCCGUUCCAGCUCUCGUGGUGGCUUCCGCGACGGAGGUGGCUACCGUAAUGGAGGUAGCAGUGGAGGAUUCCGUGGUGCAAGCCGUAGCGGAAGCCGGUUCGAUAGCUACGGAAGCACUCGCUCCAGCGGUGGAUCUGGUGGCUACAGUCGUGAUUCGGGUCGCGAUAGCUACAGCAGUGGUGGCUUCGGAAGCAGCUAUGGUGGCGGUCGAAGCAGCGGCGGCGGCGGUGGACGAUUCCGAUCAAGGUCACCGGUUGGCGCCCGUGGUAGAUACUAAGUGUGUAGCAUUUAUGCUGAUUGAGCUGCUGUAUCUCGUUUUAUGCGGCGUAGUAUUUCCACCUAAAAUAAAACGUCAUAUACUACUUUAAACAUAGAUGCAGUUGUUCAUGCGCGACCUUAUUUAUUUUACUGGCAACGAUUUCCUGUUUUCGUUCACUCGAUGGCGAUAGAGAAUGGCAUUUGAAAAUAUCUCGUAAAAAAGUUAUAGUAUCAAUUCCAUAGCAAAAAUGUAUAGUGAGUCUCGGAAUUUCGUGAAAAUUGGUAUAGUUCUUCCUUAUCAAAAAUUAUUAGACUCGUAUUUUUUAUGCCACCAUUAGGGUGACCAUUUCCAUGUAAAAAGGAAUAAAUAAAAAGAUGUUUUGGACCACACUAACUCGGAAAUGAUCACCCUAAUGGCGGAAUAAACAAAUACGAGUCUAUAAUUGUUUGAUAAGAUAAAACUCGAGGUAGAACUAUAUCAAUUUUCACGAAAUUCUGAGCCGCAUUAUAACUUUUUUCUAUUAAAUUGCUGAUAGAUAAGUUAGACCCCACAGAAAGAUCCCCAUUCAAAUGCUCCUAGGACAAUUGUUUAGACGAUGCCACUAAUGUAAUUUUUGGAAGGGAGCAUAUUUUGAGAUUCGCCAAAAAGGAAACUGUUUUGUACUGUUUUAUAUGUGUUUUAAUAUAUAAAAUAGCUGAAGCAAACCUUAACAAAACCUGAACGACAAAAAUGUCCACAUGACUAAAUCGUUCGCACUAAACUGAAUUCAUUAACUUUUGUGUUAAUCCAAAACGUGUAUAAAUCGGCAAAUAAAACAUAAAUGAAAACUACAUGAUUUAAAAAAGAAAUGGAUGGAAACAAGUGAAACGACGCCAAAUUUACUCCUGUUCGAAAUUGAAGUCCAAACAAGUGGUGCAAUAUCUUCUGAAGGAGAGAAACUUUAGAACGCGAUUAUCGCGAUAACAGUUGGAGAAACCCGUUGUAUCUUCGUCCAAUGCCUGAAUAAGCAGAUAGACAGACACACACACACACAUAAUGCAUGGUUGUUUUUACUGUGCAACACCACACACCUUUCCUGACACAUGAAAAUGAGUACAUUUAUCUGAGUUAUUUUAAGAGAAUAGAUGAAAAAUAAAUCCAUAUAAUCACUUAA
Messenger RNA from Ochlerotatus camptorhynchus, 1995 nucleotides. RefSeq names its product RNA-binding protein Rsf1-like. The record is from RefSeq and is a predicted model, not a curated record. The transcript is spliced from 2 exons. Gene Ontology annotation, molecular function: mRNA binding. Gene Ontology annotation, biological process: mRNA splicing, via spliceosome. Lineage: Eukaryota; Metazoa; Arthropoda; Insecta; Diptera; Culicidae. Gene Ontology annotation, cellular component: nuclear speck. Bases 273 to 860 code for a protein of 195 amino acids.